AUGACGGUAACUGAUUUUCUUCCUCUUGUGGAAAAGAUUAGAAAAAGAAUUGGUUCUUGGACAGGCAGAUUUCUCUCUUAUGCGGGGCACUUGCAGUUGAUAAACUCGGUGAUUAGAAGCUUAACAAACUUCUGGAUGGCAGAUUUUAGGCUACCAAGCGGAUGCAUAAAAGAAAUCGAUCGGAUAUGCUCUGCUUUUUUGUGGUCGGGUCCAGAAUUGAAUGGACGAAAAGCAAAGAUAUCUUGGUCUGAGGUCUGCAGAACGAAGCAAGAAGGUGGUCUGGGCUUAAGACCUCUCAAAGAAGUUAAUUUGGUGUCUGUUUUGAAGCUACUAUGGAGGGUUCUAUCAGCAAAGUCCUUAUGGGUAAACUGGAUAAAAAUUUAUCUCAUUAGAAAAAGCUCGAUAUGGAUGAUCAAGGAGAGUACUCAAGGAGGGUCAUGGAUGUGGCGUAAGAUUUUGAAAUGUCGAGAACUUGCAAAGUCUUUCUAUAAGGUGGAAGUGAGAAAUGGAAGUGAAACCUCUUUCUGGUAUGAGAAUUGGUCCUCUUUGGGUUGUUUGCAUGAUACAUUGGGAGAUGGUGGCUAUAUUGAUCUGGGAAUCUCUGCAACUGCCACUGUGGAGGACAGUAGAAAUCAUAGAAGAAGAAAUCAUCGGGUUCAAUUCCUCAAUACUAUUGAAGUGGAGAUUGAGAAGUUUAAAAGGAAUUGGUCCCAAGAGGAGGAUAUAUCUUUAUGGAAGAAUGACAAAGGCAAGUAUAAGAAGAGUUUCUCAACAAAGGAUACAUGGCUCUGUAUAAGAGAGAAGCAUGUACUUUACUCAUGGCACAAAAUGAUUUGGUUUAAGCAUGCUACACCGAGAGAUGCUUUUGUUUCUUGGAUGGCUGUAAGAGGUGUGGGAAGCGUAAUGAGAGGAACUCUUAGGGAUCAGUACACGACUAGGUGGGAGAGUCUUAUACAAAUGAUCUCAGGAGGAAACUCAGGUUGGAGCAAGGUGAAGAUAUUCACGGUGAGAUACAUGUUUCAAUCUGCAAUCCACAUGUUAUGGAGAGAGAGAAAUGGGAGACGUCAUGGAGAACCUCCAUCACCUGUAGCGGUUCUAAUUAAAAGAUUAGACAAGAAUAUGAGAAACAUAUUCUUGGUUAUCCAGAGAAGAGGAGACUGUGAGUACAAGAAGGGAUUGGAGAAUUGGUUUGAAUCUCGCAGAGAAGUGAUUUCAGUAAGAGUGAGAGCUGAUGCCUAG
This is a messenger RNA of Raphanus sativus (radish), 1239 nucleotides long. RefSeq lists its product as uncharacterized. NCBI's taxonomy places the organism in Eukaryota, Viridiplantae, Streptophyta, Magnoliopsida, Brassicales, Brassicaceae. Bases 1 to 1239 code for a protein of 412 amino acids. The record is from RefSeq and is a predicted model, not a curated record. The transcript has 2 exons.